AUGGGCAGAGGGGAAUUCCGUUCGUCUCUCAUUCCCUUGCAAAAGGCUGCUCUCCAGUUGCUUCGAACGAUAUCUCUGCUGAAGCAACAGUGCGGAGUCAGCUAUGACGAGGUUUUUCUCAUCGACCUCACGUGGGUGGGCGUCGACUUCACGGCUGCCGACAACACCGCCCGCCACGCUGACGUCAACCCCGGCCGCGGUGAGGUCAUCCUGUGCGCGGGUACGGUGGGCACCCCCCAGCUGCUCGUCCUGAGCGGGACCGGCCCCGCGGGGGCGCUGGAAAAGCUGGGCC
Messenger RNA from Klebsormidium nitens, 292 nucleotides. The record is from the annotation of a GenBank genome assembly. NCBI's taxonomy places the organism in Eukaryota, Viridiplantae, Streptophyta, Klebsormidiophyceae, Klebsormidiales, Klebsormidiaceae.